Hevea brasiliensis (rubber tree) is the source of this 1468-nucleotide messenger RNA. Its product is annotated as probable uridine nucleosidase 1. NCBI's taxonomy places the organism in Eukaryota, Viridiplantae, Streptophyta, Magnoliopsida, Malpighiales, Euphorbiaceae. The coding region runs from base 178 to 1203 and encodes 341 amino acids. Gene Ontology annotation, cellular component: cytosol. The record is from RefSeq and is a predicted model, not a curated record. Gene Ontology annotation, biological process: purine nucleoside catabolic process. The transcript is spliced from 9 exons. Gene Ontology annotation, molecular function: purine nucleosidase activity.
AAGGCGUUUGGUUUGGUUUGGUUUGGUGGCAGCUCAGCUUCCCGUCACCAGAGUCAUCGUCGUGCGGAAGCUGACAAAAAGAUUACCCAAACUUUCAGAAUUUUUCAUAUAAAUUUCUUUGUUACUUCAUUAUCUAAGAGCAAGAACCAACCCUAGUUCAUUUUUGUUCUGCCAAAAAUGAAUGCUUUCGUGGACAAAUUUCAUGCUCAAGACGACGGGUUUUUGGCUGCCUAUGCACCUGCUAAAGCGAUGCCCCAGAAGCUCAUUAUCGAUACUGACCCUGGGAUCGAUGAUAGCAUGGCAAUCUUAAUGGCGUUUCAAUCUCCUGAGUUAGAGAUCUUAGGCUUGACAACAAUAUUUGGUAAUGUCACAACAAAAAAUGCAACACGUAAUGCUUUGCUUCUGUGUGAGAUCGCAGGGUGUCCGGGUCUUCCUGUGGCAGAAGGCAGCCCUGAGCCUCUAAAGGGAGGAGAGCCACGUGUUGCUGACUUUGUUCAUGGUUCUGACGGACUGGGAAACAUUUUUUUACCUUCUCCAACAGCAAAGAAAUUUGAGAAGACUGCUUCUGAAUUUUUAGUUGACAAGGUCUCUGAAUACCCUGGUGAAGUAUCUAUACUUGCACUAGGACCACUGACUAACUUGGCUCUGGCAAUCAAAAGGGACUCUUCCUUUGCAAGCAAGGUGAAAAAAAUAGUUGUACUUGGAGGUGCUUUCUUUGCACUGGGAAAUGUAAAUCCUGCUGCUGAAGCAAAUAUUUAUGGAGACCCAGAAGCAGCAGACGUGGUCUUCACAUCUGGAGCAAACAUUGCUGUCGUCGGAAUAAAUAUCACAACCCAAGUUAAAUUUACAGAUGACGACCUUCUUGAAUUGAGGCAAUCGAAGGGGAAAUAUGCUCAAAUAUUAUGUGAUAUGUGCAAAUUCUAUAGAGACUGGCAUGUGAAGUCUGACGGUGUAUAUGGGAUUUUUCUUCAUGAUCCUGUGAGUUUUAUGGCACUAGUUCGCCCUGAUCUCUUCACCUACAAGAAGGGGGUUGUGAGAGUCGAAACGCAGGGCAUUAGUGUGGGACACACACUAAUGGACCAAGGACUUAAACAAUGGAAUGCAAGCAACCCUUGGACAGGAUAUUCCCCUAUAGAAGUUGCCUGGACAGUGGAUGUGGAUGAAGUGCUCAAUUACGUUAGAAAAUUGUUGAUGAAACCAUGAGAAGUGUUCGCCAUCCAGGCUUUUGAAGAUGCCAGACACCAAAUCUGAAGUGUUGAAGCCCUCUAUGAUCUUGCCAUUGCUUCCUCGUGACAACCAAUUGUUUGGGGAAAAGGGGCCAACUAUUGUUCUAACAGUCAUUUUAAACGCUUACGGAUGUGUGCAAAAACAUUCACUUGAUUGAUAUUCAAAUAGUUGAAUUCAAUAUAGUGAUUUCUGUUAUGUAAUCAUUGCAUUUUUUAAAAUAACUUCUGUUGUUCUCACCAAA